CCAGUGUUUGCAGUUUGUGUAAUUCGAGCCUUUGCUGGACUUCAAUGUCCACGAUUUCGUAAAGUAUUUCCCUUGCGUGAAUCUGGUAGGGCUAGCUACCAAAUGCGUUGAAAGUGGCGAAGUAGUUUCAAACAUGUUAACACGCGAGAAAUUCGAUACUUGAUGCUUGCUACAAUUGAAGGAAACUAUUGAAAUUGCAAGGGAAAGGGGUUGGGUGUCACCAGUAUUUAACCACAAUGGACAUAUCUGAGAUAAUCAGUGAUGUUCCUCUGUGGAACCUCGUGCAGCUGGCUCCUCCGCCAGAGAUAUUCCUGAACUACUCUGCUGAAGAGCUGUCUGCCAUCCGCCCGCUAUGUGCCGGCGUGUCUGUGGAGCUCGGCGAGCGGCUGGGCACGGACCUACAGGCGCUCACUAACGAGCUCCACCUGCUGCGCUCGGUGUCCUACCGCGUCGGCAACCAGUUCUCUAACUGCCGCGCCUUCCGCGUGGUCGGCGCCGUGUCGGGCUGCGGCCGGCGUCUGCGCCAGCUGGCCGACCCCGGCUGGCUGUCGGGCCGCGUGGCGGCGCUGGCGCGGCCCGCCGGCGGCUCCCUGCCCUCCCGCCAGAUGGCACAACACCUGCUGGUGACCUGUCAGCGCGCGGGCCGCCUGCUGAGCCGGCUGGCCGAGCUGGCCGAGCGCGCCGCGCGCCUCUGGCUGCAGUGGCUGCGGCUCGGCCACCAGGCGCAGCUGGCUGUGGCCUUUCUCGGCCUGCUGGGACGCGUCUGGACGCUCAGCGGCGCCGUCCGCGGCCGGCUCUGUCAGCUGUUCGCCGCUGUCCGGCCGCUAGAGGGACACCUGCUCGCCACGCCGGUCUCCUGGCCACACGAUCCCCUACCGGUCUGUCUCUGGGGCUGGCUCGGUCUGCCGGUUGGGGGUGGUGGCGCGGUGGUCGUGCCGGCCGGCCGGGGGUCGUCACGCGCUGCUCGGCGUCACGAUCCCAGUACACCGUUCGAGGAUCAGAGCCGGGAGAUAGUCGUGUCGCUACUGCCGGUCGAAACCGGCGGUUGUCUGCAGAGGACCUUCGCUGAGCCUGAUCCGAGUGAGGAAACUAAUACCUGCAGCAGCGAGGCAGUAGUCAGCAGCCCCCGCCCGACCAACGACACUACGCCGAUCGGGACUUUCGGAGAACGGGCAGCGAGCGGCGAGCCGGCGCAUCACGAGGACCUGGGCGAGCUGGUGGACUGCAGCGACAUCUACAACUCCCCGACGCUGGGGGACGGAGACGGAGAAGCGGCGCUGCCUGGCGAGGAGACACCGCCAUCUGGUGAUGGAACGGUAACAGAACCAGCUACCAUUUCUGACGGUGACAGGAAGCUGUACAGGAGGCUGGUCAAGGUGACGCGACGCUGGGGCUCGCCAGAAGAGGUGGCCGAGUUUGUUAGCGAGGAGACGGCGGCGCGGAAAGUGAAAAGGAAGAAGUGUGUCACGGCGAGACUAACCCAGACGCAGUGGAAGGCGGUGAAACGGGGCCUGCAGGAUCGCUGCGCGAACUGGAGUCAGAGUCAGACUGAGGGUGAUCUUGUCGGGGAGGAGAAAUGGGCGAAACGGGCGAAACUGUUUUUGAAAACGUGGUCCAUGUUUCCCGACUGCGAGGGGAAGAAACCAGCGGACUGGGCGGAGUUUUUGGAAGGGGUGAAAGAAAAACGGAUGCCUUGCUGAAGUUUAUGCGCUUUUGAUGAGCUGAAGAGCGUUACUGUUGUGAUCUGAUGUGCCUGUUAGUGUGCUGUUUGGGUCGGUCGUUCUGUGAGCUUUUCGGAGGAUGCAUCAGGGAUGUCUUGCCUGGUUAUGAGCUACAGCUCGUAGAAUUUAUGAUCAAGCAUCUCGCUGCCCGAAUUCGUUUUUAUACAUGUGAACGGCAACUCACAGCUGUCAAUGCAAGUUGAUUAAUGAAUAAACAAUGCGCAUUAUUU
Molecule: messenger RNA, 1951 nt
Organism: Amphibalanus amphitrite
Lineage: Eukaryota; Metazoa; Arthropoda; Thecostraca; Balanomorpha; Balanidae
Exons: 2
Coding region: 237-1700 (487 amino acids)
Biological process (GO): positive regulation of Notch signaling pathway
Cellular component (GO): nucleus
Source: RefSeq, a predicted model, not a curated record